Messenger RNA from Nerophis lumbriciformis (worm pipefish), 1609 nucleotides. RefSeq names its product serine protease 59, putative (gene prss59). Lineage: Eukaryota; Metazoa; Chordata; Actinopteri; Syngnathiformes; Syngnathidae. The record is from RefSeq and is a predicted model, not a curated record. Gene Ontology annotation, biological process: proteolysis. Gene Ontology annotation, molecular function: dipeptidyl-peptidase activity; serine-type exopeptidase activity.
UAAGUCACAUGCUCCGCUGUGUUUUUAUAUUUCAACAUGGCUUUUCAAGCCUACCGAUUCCUUGUCUCUUUUGUAUCUUUAUUUGUCGUGUUUUCGUGUUUUGUCGCGGUCGAGGGACUACAAAAGGGCUUCUUUAAGUUUCAUAAACUGCACUAUACAAGACUUGCCACUGACGAGCAAUGGUUCAUACAGAAACUUGAUCACUUCAACGGCGCAGACAGCAGAGUGUGGAACCAAAGGUACUUUGUGAACGAUGCCUUCUACAAGCCAGGUGGCCCGGUGUUUCUUAUGAUUGGUGGGGAAGGUCCAGCCAAUCCAGCGUGGAUGCAGCAUGGAACCUGGCUUACUUAUGCAGAGAAACUGGGCGCCAUUUGCUUCAUGUUGGAGCAUCGCUUCUAUGGAAAGAGCCACCCAACAGCUGACCUGAGCACUGAGAACCUGAGGUUCCUCAGUAGUCGUCAAGCUUUGGCCGACCUGGCCCACUUUCGCACCGCCAUUGCUGAGAGCCGAGGACUGUUCAACAGGAAGUGGGUGGCAUUUGGAGGGUCGUAUCCGGGUUCUUUAGCAGCAUGGUUCAGGCUGAAGUAUCCUCAUCUGGUGCACGCCUCCGUUGCCAGCAGUGCUCCUCUUCACGCCACAGUCAACUUCCCAGAGUAUUUGGAGGUUGUGUGGCGUUCGCUGGCCUCAGAGAAUGCAGACUGUCCUCUACUAGUGAAAACAGCUUCGGAUAGCCUAACAGAGCGACUCAAAGACCCAAAGAACUACGAGAACAUCACCAAAGAUUUCAGUUUGUGUUCCAAACUGCAGAUUGAGACGGAAACAGACUCUGCCUACUUCCUGGAAAUGCUGGCUGGCAACUUCAUGGAUGUGGUCCAGUAUAAUGAAGACAACAGGGGGUUUGAGGGUGUACAGGGCACCAACAUAACAAUCAAGGUACUGUGUGAGGUGAUGGCGGACACGUCACUUGGAGAGCCAUAUGCCCGAUAUGCUGCUGUGGCCCGUCUGAUGAUGGACACAUUCUCAAUGAAAUGUCUGGAUGCUAGCUUCAACAACAACCUGAGAGACAUGACUAAUACAUCCUGGGAUGGGCCGGCCGGAUCGGGAGGGAGACAGUGGGUCUACCAGACCUGCUCUGAAUUUGGAUUUUACCAAAGCACUGAUUCACCUAACCAACCAUUCGCCGGCUUCCCUCUGGAGUAUCACGUGAAACAGUGUAAAGACUUUUACAAUAUCAGCGCCGAGCAGCUUGCGGAGGCUGUGGCUGAAACCAACGAGUAUUACGGAAGCUAUGACAUCCGCACCGCCAGAAUAGUCUUCCCCAACGGGUCAAUUGACCCCUGGCACGCACUGGGCAUCACUCGGGACAUCAGGGAUGAGCUGCCGGCUGUUUUCAUCAAAGGGACAGCCCACUGUGCCAACAUGUACCCAGCCAGAUCUGAGGAUCUCCUGCAGCUAACCCUUGCCCGCGACCAAAUCUUCUUACACCUCCAACAAUGGUUGAAGCAGUAAAUGCAAGUCAUUUCCACAUCGCACAUGCACUUGUCAACAUGCUUAACAGUAAAUGAACCACUGCUCAGAAACUUAAAUAAAGAUGAUUUUUAUGACAAUA